CUGAGAGGUGGAAACAGAAAAUAGAGAUUGUCGUUCUCGUUAUUAUAGUUAUAGUAGGUUUGAGUUGUCACAAUGGUGAAUUAUUGUGUUUGUUUUGGAUGCAACAACUCCAACUUGUCUGGCCAUCGGGUCCACCGAUUUCCAAACAAGAAACACAAAGAUUUCCGUGCUUGGAUACGUUUCGUCCAGGCAAAGAGAAGCAAUUUCGCUGCCUCCUCGUUGACAAGACACACGGUGGUAUGUGAAAAACACUUCACACCGGACAGCUACAACCAAGGAGAUCUUAUGGAAUUUCGCAUGGGAUUUCGACGAAAAGAGUGGGUUAGGCUGGCAAAUGGAGCUGUGCCAUCGGUGCAUGCAGGUCCACCUGCAAAAUCUGGCGGGAGUGAAGAGUCUAACGUUAAUGUUAGCACUAGGAGAGAAUCUGCGCGUCGAAAAAGGGAGCUUUGCACAAUUUUGGGAGAGAGUGCUGCCAGCAAAGACGGGGGCGGUGCAACUGCCACUUCAGAUCCUGAAGAUGAUGGAGAUGGAGACAUCUCUACAAUGGACCCUGAGCCAGAAGUGGUCCAUCGUGGAUCACAGUGCAACAUAAGAUGUUUACAUCGUUCAUUAGGUGUUCAGGAAAAGCCUCAGAUGGUGGAUGUGGGGACUCCACUGGCCAGUCCUGAACAAAGUGAUGAUGAAUGGUCAUUUUCUGAUAUCAUCAACCAUUCUGGUGAUAUGUCAUGGAGUCCAGGGGAGGAGAUGUUGAGCGAGUCCUCUGAGGAGGAACCAGAAGAGCUGGAAUCUCUCACUGACCCAAAUGCUGUUGACAAGUUCAUUGUUUGCCAGAGGCAGUUGCUGUCCUUGUUCACGGUUUGCUCUGCAUGCUUCGGGGAAACCCAGGGACACAUAAUGCACCCGGAAGGAACUUUCAUAAAAGUCAAGCAGGCCUGCGGAACUUGUGGUUAUGAGCGUUACUGGCAAAACCAAGAGAAGGUGCAUCGAAACAUGCCUGCCUGCAACCUUUUACUCAGCGGUGCCAUCCACUUCUCAGGUUGCAUGGCUUCUCAGACAAUCAGGAUGCUGAAGCUGUUUGGACUGCAGUGCAUAAGUCCUGGCACUUUUUUCUGCCAUCAGCGCUAUUACUCUAUCCCUACCAUCAUGCAGGCCUGGAGGAAUGAGUUAUCACUUAAAAGUAUCGAUACUAAUAAAAUUAGUUUUUUUUUCUUUUUUUCUCAAUUUCAGGAAAUGAUGACAGAAUGAAUAUGGCUGAAAACUAAUGCAGUCUUGUAUAGCAGACCAAAAUGUUAUAGAUUGAUAACAGCAUUACAUAUUGUUUGCAAAAAAAUAAUUGCAAAGAUGAGUCAUUGUCUUAGACCCAUUUGAACUGAAAACAUUAAUGUCAUAUAUUUAUGUUGCAUUUCACUGCAUUGGGUUAGCUUUGGAGACCUAAUGUUCUAACUACUUAUCUCGUACAGACUUCUCUUGGCAGCCCUACAUUUCAAUAGUAAUGGCAACAGAGAUGUAGCGCGAACUAGUGAGGGUGAGGGACGCUACGCUGUUCGCUACCCAUGGUUUCGGAAAGGUGGCUGGGUAGUACACCCCAUCAAGGAGAAACCAU
This is a messenger RNA of Carassius gibelio (silver crucian carp), 1603 nucleotides long. RefSeq lists its product as uncharacterized. The record is from RefSeq and is a predicted model, not a curated record. NCBI's taxonomy places the organism in Eukaryota, Metazoa, Chordata, Actinopteri, Cypriniformes, Cyprinidae. The coding region runs from base 73 to 1245 and encodes 390 amino acids. Gene Ontology annotation, molecular function: sequence-specific DNA binding. The transcript is spliced from 5 exons.